AUGUCGAGCCGUCAAGAAAAUCAAGAUUUAGAUUUCAUGAGCCAGCUACUUCUCUCUGGAAAGUACAGUGAUUUCAGAUUGCGGUGCCAGAAUGUCGAGUUUCAGCUCCACAAGUCCGUCGUUUGCAUGCAGAGUCCGAUGUUUGCGGCUGCACUGGAUGGCAACUUUACUGAAGCGGCCUCCGGUACUAUCGACGUUGAACUUUUUGAUAUCGACACGAUUCGACGCCUGAUCCAGUUCUUUUACAUCGGCGACUACAACACAGAGAACCCAAGUGACACCAAGCAGCUUAUCAUCAAGCUGGAGUCGCCUUCCGAGGAGAACCUGACACCCGCUGGAACUGAGAUCUUGAGCGCCAUAUCCGUCGCCGACCAGCUCCGAGCUCACAUCGACCUUAACAUUGCGGCUGAUUACUACCAGGUCCCGGACCUUUUGAAGAUGACGAGAGAUGAGGUGGAAAAAUUGCUCCAGCAUCACUGGAAUGCUAGCGCCUUCCCAGAACUCUUCGAUCGCGUAUCCUCAGUGGUCGCUGAUACGAAACUUCAAUCAAUUGUGACCGACGCGGCAGCUCGGCACCUGGAGGAACUCCUGCAGCUCAAGGAGUUCCGAGAACUUGGUUGCAUCAGCGACAUGACGAUUAAGCUUUUAUCAAGCAUUCUAGAGGCUAACAAAUCGACAAGGAGCCCUAAAUUAAAGAGCCCCAAGAAAAGAAAGUCGACUUUCAGCCGAUGGUAA
This is a messenger RNA of Clonostachys rhizophaga, 735 nucleotides long. The record is from the annotation of a GenBank genome assembly. NCBI's taxonomy places the organism in Eukaryota, Fungi, Ascomycota, Sordariomycetes, Hypocreales, Bionectriaceae.